Fundulus heteroclitus (mummichog) is the source of this 1813-nucleotide messenger RNA. RefSeq names its product CWC27 spliceosome associated cyclophilin (gene cwc27). Lineage: Eukaryota; Metazoa; Chordata; Actinopteri; Cyprinodontiformes; Fundulidae. Gene Ontology annotation, cellular component: catalytic step 2 spliceosome. The record is from RefSeq and is a predicted model, not a curated record. The coding region runs from base 47 to 1483 and encodes 478 amino acids. Gene Ontology annotation, molecular function: peptidyl-prolyl cis-trans isomerase activity. The transcript is spliced from 14 exons. Gene Ontology annotation, biological process: protein peptidyl-prolyl isomerization; protein folding.
ACGAUUCUUUCGGCGUUAUACUGAAAAGUAUUAGCUCAGCUAAAGCAUGAGCAACAUUUACAUCCAGGAGCCUCCAACAAGUGGGAAGGUCCUGUUGAAGACCACGGCCGGGGACAUUGAUAUCGAGCUGUGGUCCAAAGAGGCCCCUAAAGCAUGCAGGAACUUUGUGCAGCUGUGCAUGGAAGGUUACUACGAUGGCACCAUUUUCCACAGAGUGGUUCAGGAGUUCAUCAUUCAGGGGGGCGAUCCAACAGGAACAGGAACAGGGGGAGAGUCCAUCUACGGCCGCCCGUUUAAGGACGAGUUUCACUCCAGGCUGCGCUUCAUUCGGAGGGGUUUGGUCGCCAUGGCCAACGCUGGGCCGCACGAUAACGGCAGUCAGUUUUUCUUCACACUGGGGCGCGCGGAUGAGCUCAACAACAAGCACACCAUAUUUGGCAAGGUCACCGGGGACACGGUCUACAACCUGCUGCGACUGGCAGAAGUUGAAUGCGACGCGAACGAAAGGCCGCUGAAGCCGCACAAGAUAAGAACGGCCGAGGUGUUGCAUUCUCCUUUUGAUGACAUCAUACCUCGGGAAACAAAAAAAUCCAAAAAGGAAAAGGAAAAAGAGGACGUGAAGAAAUUCCAGUCCAAGGCCACAAAGAACUUCAACCUUUUGUCAUUUGGAGAAGAAGCUGAAGAGGACGAGGAGAUGGUGACUCAAGUUAGCCAGACGUUAAAGGGAAAAAGCAAAAGCAGCCACGACCUUUUGAAGGAUGAUCCCCAACUAAGCUCUGUUCCAGCUGUUGAUAAGGGAAAGAAGAAAGCGAGACCUGGCAACGCAGCUGAUUCGGGCAGCGAGGCAGAAGGCGACGUUGACGACGACGACGGCGGCGCGGAGUACGACUCGGACGAGAAAGAGAAGAUGAGAGACCUCGUCAGUAAAAAGCUCAAGAAGGAGAAAGGCGCAGAGAAAGCAGACGAGCCGGAUGAGGAGGAGCUGGGGAAGAAGACCAGCCGCAGCGACGAAUUAAAGAAGGAGGUCCGGCAGCUGAAGAAGGAGCUGCAGGCCAUAAAGCAAAGGAGAGAAGAGCGUUCAAACCCUCCUGCAGAAGAAGUCAAGGAGGAGAAAAAGCCGACCAGCGAGGCCGUUGCUGAGUACAUGGAGGGAAGAAAGAAGUAUGAAGAGCUCAGGAAACAAAAACGGAAAAAAGGUUCCAACAGAGAGGAACAGACGUUGGCCCUACUCAACAGCUUCAAGUCCAAGCUGUCAUCAGCGAUCACUGAGGGCCCAGAGCAGGAUGCUGAGGACCUGGCAGAGGACGAUGACAAAGGAUGGAUGGCCCACGUUCUGCACUUUGAUGAGCAAAGCAGAAAAGUCAAGGACGCCACCGUGCCGGACGAGGACACGUUCGAGAUCUACGACCCGCGCAAUCCCGUCAACAAGCGCAGGAGAGAGGAGAGCAAGAAGAUCAUGAAGGAGAAGAAGGCCAAAAGGUGAAGACCCUAGGUCGGAGGUCAAGUCCUGCCAGGGUCGUGUGACUACAAAAGGGUCACGCAGCAUCCUGCCUGGCCACUUUCCCAUCGCUUCAGAGCGGCUUUGCUAAACAAUCUCUUACGUUGGACAUCUGGGUUGAGGACGCCGAGCUUAGCUUAUCUGUGAUUGAACAGCUGUUAUGGACGAUGCUCAGUUACUCACCAGAAGUAACACACUGCAGUCAUUAGAGGUAGAUAAUUACAUGAAAUACUGUUCACUUCUGACUUUAUGUUUUGGCUUGUGGGGAAAUCUCUGUAAGCAUUUCCAGAACGAAAAUAAACCACAUUUGUGAGA